AUGACGAGGUGCCAACAGGUGGCGCUGCCACUGGCCCGCUGCCUGCGACAAGGCCUCGCAACACAGCCUGCAGCGCCCUCAAUAUAUGCGGCGGCAGCACGUUCAUUUUCAAGCUCGGCAAGCCGUCGAGAUGUCGAGACGACCACGACCUCGUCAUCCACAUCUGCCACCGAUGCGCAAUCGGCGCAGGACCUAGCCAGCGCCAACAAAGCGCCGAAUCCAUUAAGGGAGCAAUGGUUGGACCCCAACACCACAACGCUAUUGUGGGCAGAAAGGAGGCUGUUGAAGCAGGGCACAGAACCUAUAGGAUCACGAAGACGGAGAGCGGCAGUACGGCAGUCGCCAAACAUCCCUUUCGAACAAUUACCUUACCACUGCUUCCAAGAAGCUCGAAAAGUCCUCGCAGAGGAGCGCGCGGAGAAGCUGGAGGAGCUGAAACAGACAUCUGUCGAGAUCGCAAAGCUGGAGCAAAGGCCGGCAGAUGCGUAUAGGGCUGGAGAGCAAUUUAAGCAGAAGAAGCUGGAGUCCCUGCGCAGGCAUUUGGAAAACCUCAAAAUUCAAGCCGACAUCAACGACCCAGCUGUGAAGAGGAAGUUCGAGGACGGCCUAGCGGACUUGAGCAAACCGAUCUACCGCCACUUUGCUCAUGAGAAAUGGCUUGGCAUGUCUUAUAAGAUUCUUGCCCAGCGACUGCGACAAUUCCACAUUGUCCCAGACGUCCUGUCACGCUUCGACCCCAGGAUGGAUGUACAACUCUCCUUCCACGGCUACAAGGUCACCCCGGGCGAAACGGUCGACUCCCUGGUCUCGGAGGCUCCCCCGAACCUGCGCGUGCAGGUGUUCGACAGUAAGGAGCGGCUCGUGAGUGUUGUCGUGCUGGACAGCGACGUGCCAGACCCGGAGAACGACUCUUUCGGCCCGCGCCUCCACUUCAUGGCCGCAAACGUCCCUCUCAGCUACGCCACCAGGAACAUCUCCCUGAGCCGCCUGUCCGGCGGCAGCAAGGAGCACCUCGCCGUCCCCUGGCUCCCGCCGACGAGCCAGGAAGGCGCGCCGUACCACCGGCUGUCGGUGUGGCUCCUGGAGCAGCCCGAGGGCAAGAAGCUGGACGUCGAGAAGCUGAGGGAGGCCUACUCGAAGCGGCACGGCUUCAACCUGCGCAGCUUCCGCGGCGAGCACAAGGCGAAGCCGUUCGGGUUCAAUAUGUUCCGGACCGAGUGGGACGAGGGCACGGCCAAGGUCAUGGAGAGGCACGGCAUCCCCGGCGCCGACCUCGUGUUCCGGCGCAAGAGGGUGUACAGCCUCAAGCCCCCGAAGAAGGCGAGGGGUUGGGAGGCCAGGAGACAGGGCCCCAAGUACAGGCAGCUCUGGAAGUACACCAAGAGAAUCGGGAGAAUGUUUGGGGGCACGUAG
Molecule: messenger RNA, 1413 nt
Organism: Diaporthe citri
Lineage: Eukaryota; Fungi; Ascomycota; Sordariomycetes; Diaporthales; Diaporthaceae
Exons: 2
Coding region: 1-1413 (470 amino acids)
Source: RefSeq, a predicted model, not a curated record